GUCAAAACCACCGUCUCUUCUUCGUCGUCGAGCCGGGACUCUAUUUCAGGUCAUAGCUUUCCCGCUUCAGCUCCAUCGCCUUGCCUGAACACUAACAUACCGCCGUCGUAGGAACAUCCGCCGACAUCGCGGAAAAAGAGAUCAUCUCAGAUAUUGGACACGAGGUCCUUUCGAUCCUGCUUGGGUGCAGCGGGGAGAUCGAGAAGUUUCAUGUCGUUUUGGUUUCGGGGAGUUUUUAUUGUUUUGUAUGGCCUAUCACAGCAAAUUUCUUUCUGUUAAUCUCAACAAAUCCUACGGCAAACCUUCGGUUUCUUCGUCGCCGUCCUCCUCCGCUGCCGGUUACGGUAAUGGAGGCCCGCGAUCCGCUGUUGGAGGUGGUGCGAUGGUGGUGCUAUCUCGACCUCGGAGCUCCUCUGGGGCAACCGCCCAUAAACCUGCACAGAGGCUUGCUGUUCCGCCCCCCGUGAACCUGCCUUCACUAAGGAAGGAACACGAGCGUCUUGAUCCGGCUUUGUCAAAACCUUCAUCAGGCCAUGGAGGGUCUGGGCUGGGAAUUGGGAACAACUCUUCGAUGAGUUGGACCAAGCCGACUCCACCGAUGGAAGAUUCUAGUAUAAAGGCUGGCGGCUCAAGAUCUCUGUCAGCAGUGGAGCAACGAAGUUUUAGCAAAAACUCUCUGCCGCAAGGUUUUAUGGAGAAACCUGUUAUACUGAGAGGGGAGGAUUUUCCUUCUCUCAUGGCGACAUCUACCUAUGUAUCAAAGCAGAAGCAGAAGCAAGUUAGCGAUAACACUGAUGGGCUUGUAGAGAAAACCGAACCAUCUUCUGUGGUGGAUAUGAGUUCAAUUUUGAGAUCAUCACCUCAGAUCAAGAAGAAUGUCCAGGGCAGUGAAGGAGGAUCAAAACGGCUGGUUUUGGAUUCCCUGGAGCAAUCAAGGCAGGGGGCUGGUAAUUUUCCUGGUCCCCUCCCAAUUGUGAGACUGAGGCACACAUCUGAUUGGGAUGAUGAUGAGCGAGAUAGGAAUCAUGUUGAUCAUUAUGAUGAAGCUCGUAGUUCUUUGUCAAGGGAUAAAGAGUUUAUGGCCUUAAAAAAGGAAGAUCGAAAUUUUAGCUCUUGGAGGGUAACAGUUGAGCCAAACAGAGAAAUUCUGAGUUCCCGUGCACUGCAUGUUGAUAAGGAUCAUUUUAGUUCCAGAAAUUUAGCUAUGAGUAAAGGAACUGGCAAAGAAAGCAACUAUGAUCGAUUGGUUUCCAGUAUGGGAAUUGGGAAUGGAGGAGUUACAGAAGGUUCAAAUGACAGGGAUGAAGUUUCCAACAAUUGGCAAAGAGGGAAACCAUAUACAAACUCUAUGAUCUCUAGGGUUAAAGGUGGUUCUACAAAUGACUCUCUACAUAAUUUCACUAAAGAAAGUUUAAUGCCAAAUGUUGGGAGAUCUUAUGCUGAGGAUGCCAGUUGGGGAGGGAAGGAUACUUUUUCUAGUGAAGCCAUGUUAGAUUUGAAGGCUAAAGUGCUCAGAAAAAAGAAAGAAUCAGAGAAGCACACUGAUAUCUUUGACCCUGCAAGGGAAUCCUUUGAAGCUGAGCUUGAAAGGGUUCAACUGUUACAAGAGCAGGAGAGGCGGCGUGUGAUGGAAGAACAAGCUAGAGUAAUGGAGGCUGCUCGUAGAGAAGCUGAAGAGAGGGAGAGAGUGGCGAGGGAAGAGGAAGAGAGGAGACGGUUACUCGAAGAAGAGGCGAGGGAGGCUGCUUGGAGAGCUGAGCAAGAGAAGUUGGAAGCUGCAAGGAGAGCUGAGGAGCUAAGGAUUGCAAGAGAGGAGGAGAAGAAGAAGGUUCUCUUGGAGGAAGAAAGAAGAAAAGAAGCUGCAAGGCAAAAGCUGUUAGAAUUGGAAGCCAGAAUUGCUAGCAGGGAGGCUGAAGCUAAUGCCAAUGAUAGGAUGCAUGAAAGAAAUACUUUGAGGGAUUCUGAUCUUGCUAAGUGUGAGAAAACCGAAACAAUGUUGGAACACUCUUCCGACUCUCCCUUAUUCAAUCUGUCCAGCAUGAAUAGGUUAUCGGAAUCAGGGUUCCGGCCUCACACUUUGAGUGUUGAGAACCAUUCAUUUGUUCAACAUAGAAAGAACGAAAAUAACUAUUGUAAUACAAACAAUUCAACAAUUAAAUUCCAAGACCAGGAUGGAUUUUGCUCGAACAGAAACUUUCACCGGAAACAGUUUCAGGGCACUCAUGGACCAAAGCCUAUCACAUCAUCUUUUAAGAGAGGGGUGUCUAGUGAUCAGGCUCAAACUGGACAUAACUGGGAUAGAAACAGGGAUUUUGAACAAUUUAAUGGGAGAUCCAAAUUUGAUUCUAUGAUUGGUGGAUGGGAACAUGGUCAUUUUGAUGGAAGCCAGCUUGAAUCUUAUUCAGAAAGGUCUUUCCAGAGCAGUGAGGUGGGUGACUCGGCCUCUUUUAAUCGGGUUCGCCAUUCUGUAAGGCAGCCUCGUGUUCCUCCGCCUCCAUCCAUGUCAUCUUCAAUUCAUAGGAAUGCUCGUGGAGCUGCGUCAGAUGGCCCAAAUUCAUCAUUUUCAGUGCACGGUGAUGCAGGAAUCAAUCAAACAAUCGGAGAAGAAGAAUCUGAUGUUCGGAUUGAUUAUCAUUGUGAUUAUCAUCAAAGAAUCAUAGACUAUGGAGUGGAGCCCAGAAUACCUGAAUUGAUGGAAGAACCUGCUUGUUCUUCGUUGCAGACAGAGGAGAAGAAUAGCCCAAGAUAUGAUUCUCAGUCCUCUCUGUCAAUCUCUAAUCCACCUAGUUCGCCUACCCAACUUUCACAUGAUGAAUUUGAUAAUUGCGGAGCUGCUGAAGAGGAAAAUAUGAUCUUUUCUGAGGGCAAAUCCAUGAUUCCAGAAUUGGAUGCUGAGAAAGAUGAUGCAGAGAAUAUACAUUUAUCCCAUGGUGAAGAUGAUGACUGGGCUAUUAACAAUGAAAAAACUCAAGAUGAAGAAGAAGAGGAAGAUCAUGAUGAAGAUCCAGAUGGUAACCAGGAAGAUAAUGAGGUUCAUGAAAGCUAUGCUUGGAAGCUUCAAAUGAAAAAAAAGCACGAAGACUUGAAUGUUGUUGUUGAGAAAUCAGUGGAAAUAGGAGCUUCUGGACAUUUUUUUCUUAACGAGGAUUCCAAAUAUCAGGAAAAUACUGGCAUGAAUGCGGAACAUGUUAGUGAUUCCACAGCAGAGCGUGUUUUUGCUGAGAAAAUUUUGAACGCCUCUGCUGAAAUCAAAGAAGAAACUGUUAAGGAGCAGGAAGAUAUGAUUUUCGGCCUCGCAACAACUGCUGAUCAUCCUACUGACAGCAUCAGAGCAUCGAAAAACUCAGGCCAAAAUCCUAUUGUGGCAGUAUCGCGCUCGCCAUUGCCUUCAUCAUCAUCGCCUUGCUCCGUCUCAGACUCCUUAGUUCCUCCUACACCUUCUGAUCAGAAUGAUGAACCCGCCAAGCUUCAGUUUGGACUAUUUUCUAGUCCUCCAUUGAUACCUUCUCCAAUCCCCACCAUUCAAAUUGGUUCAAUUCAGAUGCCAAUUCCUUUAAAUGCACAGAUAGAUUCUUAUACUCAUAUUCACCCAUCACGUACUCCACUUUUUCAGUUUGGCCAGAUAUUAUAUACACCGUCUGCCUCUCAAAAUGUGGUGCCUUUAGCUGCAACUGUCUCGUCCUAUGCACAUCGUUUACCUUCAGUUCACCAUCUUAUUAAUGAUGACCAUGGAAGCUCUUCGAAGAACCAAGCAGGUCAAGUUUCUACUACAGCAAAGGGCUUGGAGAAAGAAAAUUAUGCUCCUUCAGCAGAAAAACAACCUGUUUGUGCUCCAGGGAUCACUGAUCCAUCUCAAAGUAAUUUGGAUUCUGAGCGGUCUGCUGCAUUAUUAGAUGUACCAAGGGAUGAUCUUAUUUCGAAGAGACGGAUAACUUCUGGUGUUUCUGAUGAGAAGAAAGAUUUUCACAACUUUAUUUCCGGUUCAGGUAAUUCUGAAGCUAUUUCAAAUAAGAACUUUAAAUCCAUGGUUUAUUCUAAACGGGCACGAGGCAGACCACCUCUGGAUUCAUUUUCUUCAGCUAGAAAUUCUGAUAUUAAAGGGAACAGAAUGAUAUACAAUGUAAGGAAUUCCGGUACUUUAUCAUCUUUUGCGAGGACAGAAGCCUCAUAUGGAAAUUCAAAUCGGUUUCAAAGAAGACUUCGAAGGCAUAUUCAAGGGACUGAAUAUAGAGUUAAGGAGAUUGGAACAAAGCAAAUAAAUUUCACUGAGAGUUUUAACUACAGUAGCUAUAAUGUGAAGCCCAAUUCUGAUCACAGUCUUGUGGGGAUUGCCUCAAGAAAUGUGGGUAGGAAGGUGGGUGUUAUGAAUAAAUCAAAAAAGCUGAUGAAUGAAGAGGCAUCCCUUUCUGGUUUACAAGACAUUAAGAAAGAAACUUUGCAGGCCAGCAUGGCUGCUUCAAGCGAUUUUGCUGGCAGCAAAGAAAAUUUAAAUAAAAACGGGAUUCUACUGGAUGAAAUUGAUGCUCCUUUGUUGAGCGGUGUUGUCAGGGUUUUUAAUCAACCUGGAAUUGAAGCUUCUUCUGACGGUGAUGGCUUUGUUGAGGUGAGGUCUAAAAGGAAGAUAUCGAAUGAACGGCGAGGGCAGAGGGAGAGAGAAACCAAUUCCAAGCAUAAGGCUACAAGGGUACCUCACAGGCAUCGCAGUAGUUUUCCAAAUAAUGGAAUUGCUUAUAAACCCGAUCCGGUUACGACUUUGGCAGUCGAAGCUGCUGCAAAAAACGUUCGUUCUGAUCCUGUGAUAGCACGAACAAAGCCAUCGAUGGAUCUGGACGCUGCAAAGUUAACCACUACGAACAUUACAUGCCAGACAAUAGCAUCUUUUGUCAGUUCUAACGUGAAUUCUGCUGAUUAUGAUUCAAAAUUUGAUAGUUUUAAGUCCAGUCGCACGGCUUCUGAUUUCACCCGAGCUAAUGAUGGAGCAAAUGUUGAGCCAAGCUUGUACUUUGGUAACAGUAUUGUUGCCCUUGAUAAGGCUUCAGUGCCUUUAGGUACCUGGGGAACUGUUCACUUGAGUCAGCCGGCAGCUACCUCAAUCCAGUCUCAACUUGAGGAGACCUCAAAUCCCGUGCAAUUUAAUCCAGUUGUAGCUGCUGAAGUUUCUUCGGAUGACAAGAAGCAUGUGUCGACUAGUCUGACGAAGGAAAGGCUAUCAUUUUCCUCCGGGAAUUUGCCCAACUUCCCAUUUGAUGGGGAGAAAAUUCAGUUUGGUGCUGUCUCGUCGCGUCUCCACCUCUUCCUCCUCCCAGCCAAGCUGCGCCAAGUGGAAUAUGGUCCCCUGGAUCUGUUAUACUAUUCAUCAAUUGUUCACAAUUUACCUCGCAGUGAGAGAAAUUUUUUUGAUAAAGAGAAGAGCCAUAGUGAGUCUUGUACACAUCUGGAUGAUAAUGAGGCAGAAGCAGAAGCUGCUGCUUCUGCUGUUGCUGUUUCUGUAAUUACUAAUGAUGAUAUUACUGCUUCUACGGUAGGCACGGACUCCAUUUCUGGCAUUGGAACAAAGGGGAUAAGCUGUCCAGAUGCGAUUAGCUACACGAAUACAACUGGCCAACUCGCAAGCAAAGAGUCGUUGAUUGUUACUCUUCCAGCGGAUCUUUCUGUUGAUACCCCGCUCUCAUUGUAUCCCCCUUUACCAACCAUUCAAUCUCCUCGCCCCAUCCUUUCUAAUGUCGGCACGACGCAACAUUCCCAUUUUCCUUACUUCGAUACAAACCCCAUGCUAGGUGGACCCAUAUUCACCUUCAGCCCCCAGGACAAAUCGAUCGUAGCUCAGGAACCACAACAACCGAGUUCAACUUUUGUUUCGGGGCCCACCGGCACUUUCCCGCAAUGCCAUUCUAACGUUGAAUCGUCGUUCUAUGGGUCUCCGGCAGGGUUUCCUGCUCCAUUUAUGAGUUCCCCCGCUGGACUUUCCGGCAUUCAUGGCCAUCCGCCGAUGGUCUUUUACAAUCACUUUGCCCCGAUUGGGCAGUUCGCUCGAGUCGGCCUUAGUUAUAUGGGCGGCACUUACCUGCCCUCUGGGAAGAAGCCGGAGUGGAAACACACCAGAGAUGGCGCGACAGCGACGAAUGCGAGCAAGGCUGAUCCCGGAGAUCUAAACGUUGUUUAUGGACAACAAAAUGUGGCCCAUGCGGCUAAAUCGAUUCAGCAUUUGGCUAAUGGAUCAGGAUUCAUGCAAGUAAAUUCGCCCUUUACUCUGUUCAAUCUUCGACCCUUCCAGUCCUCAACAGAGAUACCUGUUCCAGCCCAAUGGCCACCCAUCCCACACCCUCAUUCUCCCAAUCCUAUCCAACUCCCGACGCCGCCUGAACGGCCCAAUAUCGCUUCUCCCAAUCCGCCUCGUUCCGCCGCCAUCGAUCUCCCUGACGAGCUCAAUCUCAUCGAAUCUUCGACCGCCAACUCUAUCAUUUCAGGAGAUCGUUCGACGAACGGCAAAAAUGAUUCGAGCGGAAUUAUUCCAGAUCCAGCUCAUAAGCCAGGAGGAUCUCCUCCUCCUCAGAAGAUCAGUGCUGGGAGCCAAUAUGGCCGAAGAAACACAUUUAAUAGAAAGUAUGGGAGCAACAAUGCAUCUAAAGUGAGACAAAUAUAUGUUGCCAAAUCUCAGCUAACCAGUUCUGGAGCCUCAAGCUGAAGUCUUUUUUUUUUUUUUUA
Messenger RNA from Phalaenopsis equestris, 6705 nucleotides. RefSeq lists its product as uncharacterized. The record is from RefSeq and is a predicted model, not a curated record. Lineage: Eukaryota; Viridiplantae; Streptophyta; Magnoliopsida; Asparagales; Orchidaceae.